Molecule: messenger RNA, 2430 nt
Organism: Anguilla rostrata (American eel)
Lineage: Eukaryota; Metazoa; Chordata; Actinopteri; Anguilliformes; Anguillidae
Gene: pdx1
Product: pancreatic and duodenal homeobox 1
Exons: 2
Coding region: 713-1438 (241 amino acids)
Biological process (GO): regulation of transcription by RNA polymerase II; type B pancreatic cell differentiation
Cellular component (GO): nucleus
Molecular function (GO): DNA-binding transcription factor activity, RNA polymerase II-specific; RNA polymerase II cis-regulatory region sequence-specific DNA binding
Source: RefSeq, a predicted model, not a curated record
AGGUUGAAGCUUGAUCUUUGAUCCUCUUUGAAUACUCCCAACUUCCUGAUGGCUAGGUUUCCUCGGCAACCGCCUCCCAAUCCAAGAUUAUACCCGGGGUUCAGUUCUCCUGCAGUCUCUGAAUUUACAGGCAAUUCAACCAGUAUUUGCACUUAAUGCCAAUGACCUGAAAAGAAAUGGCUAUUGUCAAUGGUUCAAAUAAAGUAGAAAGUUUCAUUUGCCGCAAAUAGUCCUCUUUCCCAGAUUUCUCUUGAUAUGAUAUCCGGAAAACAGGAUUCGGCUUCUGUCUGCAUUUGGUCCUCGCUGUUCUGUAGAAACUAUCAGAGAGAUUGGUGUUUAGUCGUUCAGUGGCAUUAGUCAGACCAUCCAUGGAUUCCCGUGCUGGCCUGCCUGUCUUUUCAUUGGGGGAUCGCAGAUAUAACCGCAUGCAAACACUGGUGUUUGCUGAAGGAAUUGAUUGGCACAUAGUCAAUUAUUUUCAAUUAUUGUCGAAUCGUGGCGCUGCUGAGGGAGAAACAAGAAACUUACUGUGGUUCUGUAGCAAAAUAAAAAAAUAAGCCUAUGGGCAAAUGCAACUGGGGUCACGUGACAUCAAAGACACACCUAUGGGCCCUUAGCCGCACCAGCCAGAGGUCUCAGCAGGUACAGCAGGAGUUUCUGUCGGCAGCGCAGAGACACAUGUGCACCCGCAGAGUUCCAGUCAUCGCCAGCCAUGAACAGGGAAGAGAAUUACUACACUCAUGGGACAUUUUACCAUAGACCCCAUGGCGAUAAUUAUAACCACAGCCCGCCACCCUGCCUUUACAUGGGCCGACAGCCUCAGUCCGUGUACGCCACGCCAACUCUCGGCGCGCUGGACCACUCGCCCCUUCCUGACAUCGUUCCAUACGAAAUGCCUCUGAUUCGGGAAGACCCGGAGGCGCCGCAGACGCACCAUUCACAGGCGUCGCAGCCGCCCAUCCAGCAGGCCGGUGCAUACGGAGACCCGACAAAUCUGGCGAUGCUCAGCGAAAGGAGCCGGUACCAGCUGCCCUUCCCUUGGAUGAAAUCAACCAAGUCUCAUGCGCACGCCUGGAGAGGACAGUGGGCAGGCUCCUACUUGGUAGAGGCAGAGGAGAAUAAGCGCACACGGACAGCCUACACACGUGCUCAACUGUUGGAGCUGGAGAAGGAGUUCUUGUUCAGUAAGUACAUCUCUCGGCCACGGCGUGUGGAGCUGGCCGUCAUGCUCAACCUCACCGAACGCCACAUCAAGAUCUGGUUCCAGAACCGUCGAAUGAAGUGGAAGAAAGAGGAGGACAAGAAGAGGGCUAGAGGGGGAGACCCUGAGCAGGACUCCUCCAUUAGCUCUGGAGAACCCACUGCCCCCUCCUCCCCCCAGAGCACCCCACAUCCAGCACAGCAGCCCAACAGUGGCACGCAGGCACUCUGCAUAUAGCUGGCUGGACCAGCACUGUGCAGCUUAGUGUUUUUCUGUAGACAAUUUAUGGAUUAUGAUUAGUGCUUGUGUAUUUCUAUAGCAGAUCGCUGGUUUGGUGUAGUAUCGGCAACAUAUUAAUCUCUGACAUCAUCUUCCUGCUGCCAGACCACAUACUGCUUCCAUGAUAGACAGCAGUUCAAGGACAGAUGCAAAGCUCCACGCCCAGCUGAUGUCAGCCAGGGAACUCCUUAAACUGUUUCUUUAAGUACACACACACAAACACACAUGCACACAGGCACAUAUUCAUGUAAAUGUACAUACAUACACACACGCACGCACGCAUGCAAGCAUUUUGUCACCAGAAUUUCUCCAAGUAUACUUUCAAAAGAAAAAAGCAUUUACUUCACUCAAUUAGCUAACCAAAAUUAAUUCCAGGUAUUUUUGUAUUUGUGACUUGGCAUAUACCUGUAAACGUGGAUUUGGUCCUAUGCAUUUUUAUGUUUUUCUACACCUGUGACAGUUAGAAACUGGAAAGCUUGCACAGGACUGAGAAAAUGGCAUAGCUGCCUGUGUAGGGUGUAGGGCUGGUGGGACACCAUUGCUGGUGGGCAAUCUCAGAUCUGCAGCUGAGAUCAGACAGGCAAAGCACUUUCACAAUGAUCAAGGCAAGCCGUCUUACUUCUGGGCAUAAUCUGACACAGGCAUCUCCUGGAUCCAUUUCUCACUGUACUACACAUAGCUAUGAAGAUAAGACAAUGAUGUUUUCUGACCCCAUACUGAAGAACAACAGGCAUCACAGCAUUACAUAACAUUACAUUAAAUUGUUCAGAUAUGCAGCUUGCCAAGUUUCACUUUGCCAGGGCAUACCAUAGAUUAAUUGUACAGAGUUUGGUGCCUUUCAGGGUUUCCCACAGAAAAAAUUGCUAUGGCUGCUCACUGUUUACAAACAUUGAUUUCUGUACUUCUCUGAUAUUAUGUAAGCACCACUUUAAAGCCCAUUUUAUAUUUUA